Molecule: messenger RNA, 558 nt
Organism: Arachis duranensis
Lineage: Eukaryota; Viridiplantae; Streptophyta; Magnoliopsida; Fabales; Fabaceae
Product: serine/arginine-rich SC35-like splicing factor SCL28
Exons: 2
Coding region: 1-558 (185 amino acids)
Molecular function (GO): RNA binding
Source: RefSeq, a predicted model, not a curated record
AUGAGUGAGGGAGCUGUUAUAAGGGCACCGAAUUGGGGUGGCUCCUGCUACGCGACACGUGUCUUCGGUGGUGGCAAUCGCACGGACAUUUCCAAGAGGGAAUUAUUCCAAUUGUUCAAUUGGACGGGACGAAUCAAUGAUAUAUAUCUAUCACGAAAACAAAAAAGUGAAAAUAUAUACAUGAUUGCGUUCGUGCGAUACACAACCAAAGGGGGAGCAUUGAAGGCUGUUGCGGAAAUGAAUCAUCAGAGACUGAGAGGGAAGAUUCUGUUUGUGGAAGAGGCAAAAUACAGAAGAAUGUCAGGCACAAUAACGACAAGCAAUGUACGCGCGGAGGGGGACAAGCGACAAACCGCUACAUGGCAGCCACGUAGGAAAGUUGCUGAGUCCGAGCCUGAGGCUCCUGAAAAUAAGGAGCGGGAACAGGAAAGAGACAAAGAUCCAUAUGGAAAGGGUCGGACAAAGAAAGUGAAAGUAGCAGUGGCAACAGAGAAUCUGGAUGGUUGCAGAGGAGCAUUGUCGGGGGCGCGACCAAAGCCAUUAACUUUGAAUCUUUAA